AUGGCCGCCACGUGCGCGCGGAUGCUACACUUCUUGGCUAUUGUUCUCUUGUUUUGCACGCCGUCUUCCGCCAAUGACAUAUUGCAGUCACCAACACUCUACGACUGGGGCUUCUACGGCUUGUACCCAAAGGCCACGUUCAAGUCCUACGAGCUCGCUGCACCUCGCCUCAACUUUCUCAAGUGGGACGAGCAGUGCGACGAUGGCUACUACCUCAUGUCCCCCCGCGGGAGCAUUGUCUACUCGCCCGCCCCGGUGAUAAUGGACGGGCGAGGAAACUUGGUGUGGACUACCGAUGAUAGCUUUGGAAAGGGCCGAGGCAUUACGGACUUCAAGGUGCAGAUGUACCAUGGCAAGCCGCAUUUGACAUUCUGGGGCGGCGUUGACGGCGUGCAUCACCGCUAUGGAGCUGGAUGCUACUUUAUUCUGGAUGAGACUUACCAAGUGGUCAAGACCGUGGAGGCCGUUGAGACAAGGGGUCAUGGUUUACGAGGUGACUUGCAUGAGUUUCGCAUCACCGAGGAGAACACCGGCCUCAUGUCCAUUUACUACCCUCAGGCCCUUGAUCUUUCCCCAAUCGGUGGCCCUGUCGAUGGCUGGGUGCUUGAUAGCAUAUUCCAAGAAGUCGACCUGGAGACGGGCGAGUUGAUCUUCGAAUGGCGCGCUUCCGACCACAUCCCCAUCGAGCUGACCAUGCGCUCUUACGUCGGCGGUGAUCUUGGUAUCUACCCGAACAACGGCUUCGAUUACGUUCACCUUAACAGCGUUGACAAGGACCACCUUGGGAACUACAUCAUCUCCAACAGGCACACCCACACUGUGAUGUGCAUCAGUCCCGAGGGCGACACUUUAUGGAUACUUGGAGGCAAGAAGAAUAUGUUUGAGGACCUAUCCGACGGUCGUGCGACAGACUUCACGUGGCAGCACCACGCCAGGUGGUACGGCACCAACAGGCUGAGCCUCUUCGACAACGCCAAGUCGACAAACGGGGGAAACAAGUACAUCGGCGACCACAGCCGCGGGAUGAUGCUAGAGCUCGACACCGAGGCCAUGACAGUCAAAUUACUGCACGAUUAUUCAGACCCGGCAAGCCUGAAGCUCUCUGAGAGCCAGGGCUCGAUGCAGGUCCUCAACGACACUGGCAAGGUCCUCGUCGACUACGGCUUCUUCCCCGCCAUGACCGAAUUCUCCCCGGAGGGCGAAGUCCUCUGCGACGUCCGCAUCGCCCCCUGGCUCAUCUGGCAGACGGGCAUGGUCACGAGCUACCGCGGCUUCAAGACGACGCGCUGGGUCGGUCGGCCCUGGUACGCCCCUGCUGUGCUCUUGAACCCCUCAGAGGGCGUUCUGUACGUCAGCUGGAACGGCGCCACCGAGGUCGACAGCUGGGUCCUGCAGGGCGCGGAGUGGGCCGGCGCCCGCCGUGACGAGUACGUCGACCUCGACGUCCAGGAGAAGGACGGCUUCGAGGCCGGCUUUGAUAUGGUGAGCGACUACCCGCGGUACGUCCGCGUCGCGGCGUUGGAUCGCGAUGGUGAGGUUCUGAAGCACUCGGAUGUCCUGGACCGGUACGUGGGGAACGCUCCCUCCUCGUCGGGAGUGCUGCAUCAGCUCUUGGUCGCCGUGGGGGUGGUUCUCGGCGCCGUGCUCGUUGUGGCGGGGAUCUUCCGGAAGAAGCUGCGUAGCGCUUGGCUACGCCGGUUUCCUCAUGAGUCCGUGGUCUCGGUUGUCUGCGGCGUGGUGGAAGCCGUGAGAAGGCGGAGUGCCGAGUGGCGGGACGGCGGCAGGGACAAGUUGAGGUACAAGGAGUUGCAGUCUUAUGAAGAAUAG
Diaporthe citri is the source of this 1827-nucleotide messenger RNA. RefSeq lists its product as uncharacterized. Bases 1 to 1827 code for a protein of 608 amino acids. The transcript has 2 exons. The record is from RefSeq and is a predicted model, not a curated record. NCBI's taxonomy places the organism in Eukaryota, Fungi, Ascomycota, Sordariomycetes, Diaporthales, Diaporthaceae.